Molecule: messenger RNA, 630 nt
Organism: Oncorhynchus tshawytscha (Chinook salmon)
Lineage: Eukaryota; Metazoa; Chordata; Actinopteri; Salmoniformes; Salmonidae
Product: phospholipid-transporting ATPase 11C-like
Exons: 7
Coding region: 1-615 (204 amino acids)
Biological process (GO): phospholipid translocation
Cellular component (GO): trans-Golgi network; recycling endosome; plasma membrane
Molecular function (GO): ATP binding; ATP hydrolysis activity; ATPase-coupled intramembrane lipid carrier activity
Source: RefSeq, a predicted model, not a curated record
AUGACUCCUGUACUGAACAACUCCCGAGACGGAGUUGUCUGCAUUCCUUUCUGGUGUUCUCUCCUACAGGUGAUCGUAGACACCCCCACCAGCCCAGUCACUAGUGGCCUACCUCUGUUCUUUGUCAUCACUGUCACAGCCAUCAAACAGGGCUAUGAGGACUGGCUGCGGCACAAGGCAGAUAAUGAGGUGAAUAAGUACCUGGUGACAGUGCUGGAGGACGGCCGGAGAGCAUGCAAGGAGAGCGAGAAGAUCAAGGUUGGGGAUGUGGUGGAGGUGGUUGAGGAUGAGACCUUUCCCUGUGACCUCAUCCUGCUACAGUCCAGCCGGGAGGACGAGACCUGCUUUGUCACCACGGCCAGUCUGGACGGGGAGUCCAACCAUAAGACACACUACACAGUGCCAGACACGGAGAGGAACCUGGAGUCUCUCAGCGCCACCAUCGAGUGCGAGCAGCCGCAGCCUGACCUCUACAAAUUUGUGGGGCGUAUGCACAUCUACAGGAACAACCAGGAACCUGCUGUGAGGUCUUUGGGUCCAGAGAAUCUCCUCCUGAAAGGUGCUACCUUGAAGAACACUCAGAAGAUAUAUGGUGAGUUACAGGACAUUGUUUAAUGCAAUUAAGGGUUU